CCGUUUUCGGAAAUAAUGGCAAUGACUGACGCUCAGGAAGGACUUAUCGUCCGAUGCAUUCAACGAUUAGGUGAAGUAUGCAAAGACGUCAGAAACGCUGCUCGGAUCGUUGGUGACCCAGAAUUGCACGAAAAGAUGGAACAGGUCAGCGCUGCCAUUAAACGUGAUAUUGUUUUCGCCGCCAGCCUCUACACCAGUAUGUAG
Angiostrongylus costaricensis is the source of this 204-nucleotide messenger RNA. The record is from the annotation of a GenBank genome assembly. NCBI's taxonomy places the organism in Eukaryota, Metazoa, Nematoda, Chromadorea, Rhabditida, Metastrongylidae.